AUGGGUAACACAAUGAGUUGUUUUGAUCGCUGGGGUAAGAGAGCUCCUGACGGGCCUUUAUUCGCGGUUAAGAAAUCCGGUGGGGAGAGCGGGAAGAGUCCUUCCGCAUUCAAUGUCGGAUUGGGUUCUGCAUCUACGACAGCAAGCGCAGGGAGCAGCAGUGCAUCUGCUGCGAAGUCUAAGGCUGCUGCUCCCGCGGAGCGCUCGACCCGCAGGCGGCAAACGUACAGCAGCAACGCUCCUAAGAGUGCAGAUACGGAAGUUAGUAGUUACGAUGAAGCAGAUGACUUUGACGAAUCUGAGGAAGAGGAAGAGCUUACCACAAGCGACGUACGGCAGAAGAAGCUUCUCACAUACCGUAGGAAUCUAACAAAAAUCGUAAAGCUGAAGACUCACCUCUUUAGUGCCACCGUGAAGGUCACCUGCAGCAGGGAUGGCAAGGAUAUUGAGUGGUACAAAGGCCAUAGCGCCGAGGGAGGGCGGAACAAGCCUGUGGGCUCUAUGCCCGUAGAUAAGAUUACAUCUGUUAAAUCGCAAGCAGACAACCCGAAGGGACUGACCAUCAGUGUCAACAAUCCUUCACCGACAACCUUUUCAUUCACCUUUAAGACGAAGGAGGAACGGGUGUCUUGGCAGGAGCAGGUGGAAUCCUUCCAAAAAUUCAUGGCUAUGAGGUAG
This is a messenger RNA of Cyclospora cayetanensis, 678 nucleotides long. RefSeq lists its product as uncharacterized. NCBI's taxonomy places the organism in Eukaryota, Apicomplexa, Conoidasida, Eucoccidiorida, Eimeriidae. The transcript is spliced from 5 exons. The coding region runs from base 1 to 678 and encodes 225 amino acids. The record is from RefSeq and is a predicted model, not a curated record.